Messenger RNA from Botrytis fragariae, 1756 nucleotides. Its product is annotated as putative integral membrane protein. The transcript has 7 exons. Bases 101 to 1756 code for a protein of 551 amino acids. Gene Ontology annotation, biological process: retrograde transport, endosome to Golgi. NCBI's taxonomy places the organism in Eukaryota, Fungi, Ascomycota, Leotiomycetes, Helotiales, Sclerotiniaceae. The record is from RefSeq and is a predicted model, not a curated record. Gene Ontology annotation, cellular component: membrane; Golgi apparatus.
AGAACGACAAUAUCAUUUACAUUCUCAAAUCUCGAGAUCUUGUUCCCUAGAUACUAAAGUAACAUAACUUUCAAUUCGAGCCCGCGAGGCUACAGCAGACAUGCGAGGUUGGCUUCAUGGGUUCCUCGCAUUGGGGAUUUCGGCCCUGACAGUUGGUGCAUUGGAGGUCAGAAUGGACGAAUCUAAUGACAAUCGACAAGUAUGCGCCGGAAUGUAUGACCGGAAGACUUGGGGAGGCCCGACUGAGCCGCAUAUAUUAGUGAAAUGGCUUCCAACUACACAAGACUCAGAGGAUCCCGAUCCAAUUGCAAGUAUGGUCAUCUUUGAGUGGAGGGAUUAUGACCUGGUUGGUGUAUUGCCAACCAUUGACAGUAUACAGAAAGAAUUCAUUUGCGAUCCAGAGAAUAUCAGCAAUGGUUUCUGUAAUAGUAACCAAACUGGUCAAUUCCUCCUUGCGCCAAACGCAACAGAAAAUUCGAUCAGUCAAAUUUACACUGGAGCCGUUCAUCUCAACAGCACCGGCCCACCAAUCAAUUAUCCUAUCAAGAAGACUGGCUAUUACUGUGUUGGUACAACGGGCUAUUCUCCCACAAAUGUUAAAUAUACUGCGAUUGUAGAAUUCCGGAAUGCCUAUGGGGAGCUUCCAGCAGCACAAAUACCAAAACUGCCAUUUUACGGUAUUAUCACAAUUGUGUACGCUGUUAUAGGAAUUCUUUGGGCAUUUCUCUAUGUGCAACAUCGGGAAGAUAUUCUGCCUGUACAGAACUACAUUACAGCAAUCAUUGUAUUUUUGAUAGUCGAAAUGCUGAUGACUUGGGGCUUCUAUGACUAUCUCAACCGAUCUGGCAGCAAUAUUGGCUCAAAAGCAAUGAUGAUCAUCGUUGCUGUGCUUAAUGCAGGUCGUAACUCAUUCUCGUUCUUCUUGCUACUUAUUGUCUGCAUGGGUUAUGGUGUCGUCAAGCCCAGUUUAGGCAAGACUAUGGUUUAUGUUCGCUAUCUCGCUGGAGCUCAUUUCGUCUUUGGCUUGAUUUAUUCAAUUGCGAGCUUGACAAUUACUCCUGAGCACGCUGGUCCACUAGUACUGUUUGUUAUUCUCCCCCUGGCCGGAACUCUUACAGCAUUCUACGUCUGGACUCUCAAUUCCCUCAACUUGACCAUGAAGGAUUUGAAUGACCGCAAACAAACAACAAAAGCAGGCAUGUAUCGCAAGCUAUGGUGGUGUAUUCUGCUUUCGAUUAUCGUCAUAUUCGGCUUCUUUUUCUUCAACUCGUUCACUUUCGCUUCGGCUUCGGAUCCUGACUUUGUUCCUUUCCACUGGAAAUCCAGAUGGUUUAUUCUUGACGGCUGGCUUAAUAUUGUCUACUUGAUGGACGUCGCAUUUGUUGCCUGGGUAUGGAGGCCAAGUGCAAACAAUAGAAGGUUCGCUAUGAGUGAUGAGUUGGCACAAGACGAUGAGGGAUUUGAGAUCGCCGAUUUUGGCGCUGAAGAUGAUGACGAAGAUGAUAUCGAGAACUCUGCAGCUCGCAGAGGUGAUCGAACACAACCCGGCCAAGAAGGAGCAAGAUAUGAUCCUCCUCCAGGAGCUAACACCGCAAAGGAGAUUCCAAGAGAAAGUCUUGAUGGAGAAACAAUUUUUGCAGUUGGAGAAGAUGGUGACCGCUGGUCAGAUGAUGAUGAUGACGAUUCGGAGGCAGGAAAAAAACUUGUGGGUGGAAAGGGGACAAAAGGUGCACACAAUGAUUCGGACUCAGAUUAA